AACUUUUCGACCUUGAUAACUUCUCCAGCGGUUCAAUUGGCACAAUUACGCGCCAUAUGCUCCAUUGGUCUCAUCGAUUCCAUUGAUUUUAUUGGCCUUGAACGCAACGAACGCCACUCGCAAAUAUUUCAACAUGGCCGAGAAAAAGGCGGACGCCCCGGCAGCUGGCAUGCUCUGGGGGGGCAGGUUCACAGGUGCCAUUGAUCCUCUCAUGUAUAAGUACAAUGCCUCCAUCCGAUACGAUAAGGCUCUUUAUAAAGAAGAUAUCCUUGGAUCGAUUGCUUUUGCUAGGGCCAAUUCGAAGGCUGGUAUUAUUACCCAAGACGAAUUUCAGGCGAUUGAGCGUGGUUUGCUCCAGGUGAUGGAAGAAUGGAAGCAGGGAACUUUCGUUAUUAUGCCGAAUGACGAAGAUAUUCACACGGCAAACGAACGUCGCUUAGGAGAGGUCAUCGGCAAGGACAUCGCGGGUAAACUGCACACAGGUCGCAGCCGCAACGAGCAAGUUGUCUGUGAUAUGCGCAUGUGGUUGCGCGAUCGGAUCCGCGAAAUCGACAGCCAACUCGUAGCAUUUCUAAAGGUCAUCGUCACACGUGCCGAGUCUGAAAUCGACUACAUCAUGCCUGGAUACACCCACCUGCAACGUGCCCAGCCCGUUCGCUGGUCACAUUGGCUGAUGUCGUAUGCCGCUGCGUUCAAGCAGGAUCUCGAGCGGUUGCGCCAAGUUUUCGAAAGGGUCAAUCUAAGUCCACUUGGUUGUGGCGCUUUGGCCGGCAAUCCAUUUGGAAUCGAUCGACACUUAAUAGCUAAGGAGCUUGGCUUUAGCGGAAUAACCUUGAACUCGAUGAAUACUUCGGCCGAUCGUGAUUACCUACUCGACUUCCUGGUCUGGAACUCGAUUUUCGCCAACCACAUUAGCAGGUGGGCUGAGGACCUCAUCAUAUAUUCGACCUCUGAGUUCAGUUUCGUGCGGCUGGCCGAUGCGUAUUGCACAGGCUCGAGUUUAAUGCCAAACAAGUUCAACGGGGACUCGUUAGAGCUUCUGCGCGGCAAGUCAGGGCGUUCUUUCGGUCAAAUGGCCGGGUUAAUGAUGACUCUGAAAAGCUUGCCAUCUUGCUAUAAUAAAGAUCUCCAGGAAGGGUGGGAGCCUAUGCUGGAUUCGGUUCAGACUGUGUCGGAUAGUCUAGGCAUAGCCAAUGGUGUCAUUGCUACCUUAAAGGUGCGGCCAGAGCGGAUGGAAGCUGCUCUGGACAAAACGAUGCUAGCCACUGAUGUCGCAGAGUGGUUGGUGAGGAAGGGAUGUCCGUUCAGAGAGGCUCACCACAUCUCUGGACGCGUCGUUGCGCUGUCUGAAAAGCUGGAAGUUUCGAUGGACACGCUGACCCUUGAGCAACUGCAAGCCAUUGAUUCUCGGUUCACAGCAGACAUUGUGGAGGCAUUUGAAUAUGAAACGAGUAUCGAAGCGAAAUCGUCUAAAGGCGGUACCAGUCGAUCAAGCGUGUUGGAGCAGAUCCAGAUACUCAGGGCUAUGUUAGAUUAGAGGAUUGAGAAAAAAGAGCUUAAUCCAAAUCUUUGUUUUGUUUUGUUCU
Molecule: messenger RNA, 1586 nt
Organism: Trichoderma virens Gv29-8
Lineage: Eukaryota; Fungi; Ascomycota; Sordariomycetes; Hypocreales; Hypocreaceae
Exons: 5
Coding region: 134-1537 (467 amino acids)
Cellular component (GO): cytosol
Molecular function (GO): argininosuccinate lyase activity
Source: RefSeq, a predicted model, not a curated record